Messenger RNA from Trypanosoma rangeli, 999 nucleotides. RefSeq names its product putative activator of 90 kDa heat shock protein ATPase 1-like. Gene Ontology annotation, biological process: protein folding; positive regulation of ATP-dependent activity. Gene Ontology annotation, molecular function: protein-folding chaperone binding; ATPase activator activity. The transcript has a single exon. The record is from RefSeq and is a predicted model, not a curated record. Gene Ontology annotation, cellular component: cytosol. Bases 1 to 999 code for a protein of 332 amino acids. Lineage: Eukaryota; Euglenozoa; Kinetoplastea; Trypanosomatida; Trypanosomatidae.
AUGGCACGGGUGGGAGAAGGAGACCCUCGGUGGAUAGUGGAUGAUCGUAAGGAUGGCCAUAAUGUUAACGCAUGGCACUGGGAGGAGCGUGAUCUUUCAAGCGAGUGUCACGAGGAACUUAAGCGACGCCUAAAGAAUGUUACACUUGUAAAGGAAGCCGACCUCGAACUGCGUGUCGAUGAAUUGAGUGAGGUCAGCGGGGACGUGACAGUGGCGCAACGAAAGGGAAAGAUGAUGUGUUACUUUGAGCUUAAACUAACUCUGAAGUGGUCGGCUGGGGACGAUGUCACUGGAAAGAUUACAAUACCAGAGAUUGAUCACGACAACUUCCGCAAUGAAUACGAAGUUACUAUCAGUGUUACUGAGAAUGACGCGGCGUCGCAGAGGGCGGAUGCAUUAAUGCGGUCUAAAGGACGUGCCCCCGUCAGAAAUGUCAUUAUGAAGUACUUUGAAGAGCUCUUUGAGAUUUACCAGAUUGGUAAAAGCCUAAAGAAUGCCUCAUCUUUGCCCCCGCCAACCAAAAGGAACGAGAUUACUCCCGUUGGGGGCAGUGCAAAGAGUGGUAAUGCGGGGACAGCUUCCGAGGACUCGGCGCCGACGAGUUUUUCGUGGAAGAUGCGCUGGCGUAUUCCUGUUGAGGAACUUUUUACGGUUCUUAUGAAUGAGCAGCGCGCCUCAGUGUACACGCGAGCCCAAGCGAAGAUUGAUCCCCGCUCUGGUGGAGCCUUUGAGUUGCUUGGAGGCGUCAUCAGUGGUUUCUUUGUUGAGGUGGUGCCGAAUGCGACGAUAAAGAUGCAGUGGCGGCUCCGUAGCUGGCCAUCCGGUGUCCACAGUUCUGUGGUGAUGGUGCUGAAAAAAGAAGAAAGUGGCGUGUCGACACUUGAAGUUGCACAAGUUGGCAUUCCUGAGGGCGAGUUGCAGGUUGUUCAGGAGGGAUGGAAGGCCAAUUUCUUCGAUGCCAUUAAAAUGGUCUUUGGUUAUUCCAUGGAGUAUAUUUGA